Molecule: messenger RNA, 495 nt
Organism: Saccoglossus kowalevskii
Lineage: Eukaryota; Metazoa; Hemichordata; Enteropneusta; Harrimaniidae
Product: histone H3-like
Cellular component (GO): nucleosome
Molecular function (GO): structural constituent of chromatin; DNA binding; protein heterodimerization activity
Source: RefSeq, a predicted model, not a curated record
AUGGCACGUACCAAGCAAACCGCACGUAAAUCUACCGGUGGUAAAGCACCACGUAAACAGUUGGCAACCAAAGCCGCCCGUAAGAGCGCACCAGCCACCGGAGGAGUGAAGAAACCUCAUCGUUACAGGCCAGGUACCGUGGCUCUUCGUGAAAUCCGCCGAUACCAGAAAAGCACCGAGCUCCUUAUCCGUAAACUUCCAUUCCAGCGUCUAGCACGUGACAUCGCUCAAGAUUUCAAAACCGACCUUCGUUUCCAGAGCUCCGCUGUCAUGGCCCUGCAAGAAGCCAGCGAAGCCCACCUUGUCGGUCUUUUCGAAGACACCAACUUGUGCGCUAUCACGCCAAACGUGUCACCAUCAUGCCCAAAGACAUCCAACUUGCCCGCCGUAUCCGUGGCGAACGUGCUUAAAUCGUAUGCCUUGGUGUACACAAAUCAAACGGCCCUUUUCAAGGCCACCUCAUCCUCCAAAAAGAGAACUACCGUUGUGUUGUGA